Messenger RNA from Chelonoidis abingdonii (Abingdon island giant tortoise), 5319 nucleotides. RefSeq names its product abl interactor 2 (gene ABI2). Gene Ontology annotation, biological process: neuron migration. Gene Ontology annotation, molecular function: signaling adaptor activity; SH3 domain binding. Gene Ontology annotation, cellular component: lamellipodium; actin-based cell projection; SCAR complex. Lineage: Eukaryota; Metazoa; Chordata; Testudines; Testudinidae. The record is from RefSeq and is a predicted model, not a curated record.
CGGUGGGGUGCCCGGUUGUUGCGCCGCGCCGCGCCGCGGUGGGUGUUUCUCUCUCUCUGGGCCCCCGGCCGGGUCUCGGGGGCGAGGAUGUGAAGAUGGCGGAGCUGCAGAUGCUGCUGGAGGAGGAAAUCCCGGGCGGGCGCCGGGCCCUGUUCGACAGCUACACCAACCUGGAGCGGGUGGCCGAGUACUGCGAGACCAACUACAUCCAGUCAGCAGAUAAACAGCGAGCCUUAGAAGAAACCAAAGCCUACACAACCCAGUCCUUAGCAAGUGUAGCUUAUCUGAUCAACACUUUGGCCAACAAUGUUCUCCAAAUGCUGGAUAUCCAGGCAUCCCAGCUUCGGCGCAUGGAAUCUUCAAUCAACCAUAUUUCACAAACGGUGGACAUUCAUAAAGAGAAAGUUGCUAGACGAGAAAUUGGCAUUUUGACUACGAACAAAAACACCUCAAGAACCCACAAAAUCAUUGCACCAGCCAACCUGGAACGACCAGUUCGCUACAUUAGAAAACCUAUUGAUUACACAAUUCUAGAUGAUAUUGGACAUGGAGUGAAGUGGUUGCUUAGAUUUAAGGUUAGUACACAGAAUAUGAAGAUGGGUGGGCUGCCUCGUACUACUCCACCUACCCAGAAACCACCCAGCCCACCAAUGUCAGGAAAAGGAACUAUUGGGCGUCACUCUCCCUAUCGCACACUGGAGCCUGUGCGUCCUCCAGUGGUACCAAAUGACUAUGUACCUAGCCCAACACGUAAUAUGGCUCCCUCGCAACAGAGCCCUGUUAGAACAGCUUCUGUGAAUCAGAGGAAUCGCACAUACAGCAGCAGUGGGAGUAGUGGAGGGAGCCACCCAAGUAGUCGGAGCAGCAGUCGAGAGAACAGUGGAAGUGGAAGUGUGGGUGUACCUAUUGCUGUCCCCACUCCAUCUCCUCCUAGCGUCUAUCCAGCCCCUGCUGGCUCAGCUGGCACUUCUCCCCUUCCUGCUACCUCUGCACCUGCUCCUUCCCCCCUUGCUCCUGCUACUGCCCCCUCUGCUGCCCCAGAUACUGCAGCUGCAGGAGCCCAGCCUCUUGCUGAUGGCAUCACCUCUCCAACUCCCCCUGCUGUUUCUUCCACUCCCUCAGCAGGUCACCCUGUUCAGUUCUACAGCAUGAACAGACCUGCCUCCCGGCAUACACCCCCAACAAUAGGGGGCUCUUUGCCAUACAGGCGCCCUCCUUCCAUCACUUCGCAAACGAGCCUUCAGAACCAGAUGAAUGGAGGGCCUUUUUAUAGCCAGAACCCAGUAUCCCUUGCUCCUCCUCCUCCUUCCAUCCUACAGGUAACUCCACAGUUACCACUGAUGGGAUUUGUGGCCAGAGUUCAAGAAAAUAUUUCAGAUACUCCCCCUCCUCCUCCACCUGUAGAUGAGCCAGUCUUUGAUGAGUCCCCACCUCCACCUCCACCCCCAGAAGAUUAUGAAGAGGAGGAGGCAGCUGUGGUUGAGUACAGUGAUCCUUAUGCUGAAGAGGACCCCCCAUGGGCACCAAGGACCUAUUUAGAAAAGGUGGUGGCGAUUUAUGACUACACAAAAGACAAGGAGGACGAGCUCUCGUUUCAGGAAGGUGCCAUCAUUUACGUCAUUAAGAAGAACGAUGAUGGGUGGUAUGAGGGUGUCAUGAAUGGAGUGACAGGGCUCUUCCCAGGGAACUAUGUGGAGUCCAUCAUGCACUACUCUGAGUGAAGACCACAGGGUGCAGAGCUGCACCUUGCUCCACAGGAACUGUCCGGACUCCUCAGCUCUCACCCAAGUGAACUGAAUGAAGGAUAAUUGUAACAGAACCACUCUUGUUUUCUGCUUUUUUCAUUAUACAACAAUAGUGAUUUGAGUUGUUUGAACAAAUGGCUCUUCCACUGCCAGCAGUGGCUGUGCCUGACGUUGACUAAGCCGACCCGUUCAGAUGUAGAUAGUGGAGAUGUAACGAACUUGCUGAGUAGCUGAUACUUGACUAAAAUUCAGACUGAUUCAAGCGUGAUCUGGGAUCCUUCUCAGGAAUACUGUAUGCCCCUGUGAUAUUACCUCUGGCAUUAGUGCCUGGCACCGGGAGAUCCUGGAUGCCAGUGCAAAGGGGUUAAUAUAACUGGCCAGUGGAAAUCCCUCCCUUUUUCUACACUCACAUGCAGCUGGAAAGACACUUGUGUGCUAGCUAACAUUUGGAUUCAUACACAAAGCAGUUCCUGUAUCUGACUUCCAGAUGAUUCGUUACAUCUUUAACAUAAACACUUCUGCAACUGCUCUGUGCAUGUAGACUGAUGUGGGGGCUCACAGAGCUGGCUCGGGUUCACUUACCUUUCAGUUUAGAUAAUUGAGAUGGAUGCAGCACACCGUUGUGUAAUCUUAGUCCUUUGAGUGCCCCAGGUUAGCUCUGUAUUAUGCACUGGUGUAGAAAGUUAUCCCCUUUGGCAUGAGCUCCCAGCCUGCUGGUGCAGAGGGGUUAAGCUGAACACAAAUGCAGUGUGUGGUGAUGAUAGGUUCCUAGGGAGUCUGAGGCUGACUCUAGGAGUUAAGGUUGGAAUCUAUUCGUGCAUGCUUGCACGAGACAGAUUAUUCAUCCCAAAUGUCAGUAUUACGCAAAGUAUAAUUUUAAAAGCCAAUCAGGUCUUGUAAAUUGGCUCUUUUGUACUUUGGUUCCGGAUCUGAGUAUAUGCUGUGACCGCCCUGGCCAGAGGCAGGACAGAGAGCAGUUGUCUUCUUCAGGUGUAUUUCCAAAAUCUCCUCUCAGUGGAAGUAAAAAGGGCUGCCAUGUAUGUUGGUUUUCCAUGGAAAGCUACACACAAACUGGUUGUUAUUUUAGCUCUUUUCUCUGCCCCUUCCAAUGCUUAUAAAAUAGUAAAUACCUUUCAUAGCUAUACCGAGCCAGGUGUGACUCGCACACUAUAAAGGUUUCAUGUGCAUUUGUAGGUUGCUUUUAAUACAGUCUCAGAUGAAAAUGCCACCACUGGAGUUGGCUUCACAGAGGAGCGUAAAGAACUCAGAACAGUCAUCUGUGCCAGUUUAGGAAGAACUGCAAACAAAAGAGGAGUGUUAACGUAGUUCACUAACACAGCAAACUGAUUGACUUGCUGUUGUAGUCCACCUUCUGGGGGAGGGCAGCCUAUGUACAUUUAGUCUGAUCUCCCAUAGUAGGGAGCCAUGUUUCUUCCUGAACUAUCUUUAUGUGAGCCAAGGUGAAAUUCCAGCCAGUACCAACAGUGGCUUAUUCAAGUCUAGAUAAUGCUGCCGCACUCUGCUAAGGCAUGUGUGUACGAUGGAAAUGUGCAGGGAGAGUAGUAGAGACAACUAACUGGAGGCUGGUUUUCCUUCCUUCCUUCCUUGGUAAAAAUGUGUACAGUCAAGCCAGUCUCAUAACUCAGUAUCUCGUGCAGUAUCGUGCCAGAGAUGUGCAUUUACAGCAAGCAGGGACACUUUGGCUAGAUGGGACCUUUGCUAAGCUGAUACAUCAAUCUGAGGGGGCAGAAAAGGGAAAGGAAUGGACAAAUUGUGCAUUUCUUCCUUGUACUCUGGAUAUGAAGGUUCCUUGGAGCUUUUCUUCUUCUCAAUACUCAUUCAUAGGUGGCACUGGAGCCUAGCUGCUGUCAGGAAGCUUCUCCACUCAGUUACCCCUUCUAUCCAUCUGCUGCAAAAAUAGUUUCAUUGAGCUGUAGCUUUCAAGCCCUGCCACACUGCAUCCGACAAGGCUCAUCUCACUGCGCCUUCACUCCUUGCUGCCCUUCUGGAAUUGCAGAAGGUCAUGCUUGCUGAAUUAGGUGACACCGACCAAAAAGAUCCCUUUUGGGUUUUUUGUCUCCUAGUAGCAAAAUGGAUGAAAACAGACACUGCCCAGUGUCAUUGUAGCGGUGUUGGGGUGAGACAGAGCUAGGCAGUUACCAUACACCAAGGUGGGGCUACUGUUAGUUUCUAAGACUUGGCGACACAGGAAGCUAUGAAGUGAAGUAGGAUGUGAAUUUAAAGUACAAGAGCUAUUCUGGGCAUGUAAAUGAGCCCCAAGGGCAUGUCUGCACUGCAAGUACCAGGGGAACCCAUCUGCUCACAAGAUGGCUAAAGCACGGCUGCAUUGUGCAGUGGAAAUGGGGACUCCCACGCACUCCUCAGAGGGCUUGGUUAUGGUCCCAUCUGCUCUACAGAACAGAUGGGCUUUUUCUGAGUCUGGGACAUCGGUGUUGUAAGUGGUGUCCCUGACCAGGAUAUGCUUGUGCUGUAGACUGGGCACAGAAUCAAUAUUCCUUAAACUAGCUAUUUCCAUUGGAAAGACAUCUGGUGUGGUGAGCUCACAAAGCAGAGGAGUUGUAGGGUCCAGAACGUCCAGACCCCUCACCAGCAAAUAACACGGUGCAGGCAGCUCCUUGCCGAAGCGGGCUUGUGGUUUGUCUGCCCCCUGCUGACCACACGCCACUUAGGAGGUGGUUCAUCCUGCAGAGCUGCUGUGGAGGGAAUUUCUAGGUCACCUCCUGCUGGUUUGAUGCUUUUUUAUGCAGUACUAAUGUUGUAAAAAACAGUUGUUGGGUUUUAUGCAUCUUUUUAUUUUGUACAGGUUUUUGAAUUCUGUAGAUUGUCCAGGGAUGAUGCUAUAUAAUGAGCAUAGGCCAGGCCCAAAGUAAUUGGAUUUUGUAUGUAUUGUUACAUAGACUGCAUGCUAUUAACAUUAGUGAGGCGUAUGGUUCCAGUUCUAUCAUUUAUCCUCCCCCCCAUCUCCUUUCCUCUUUUAUUUAAAUGGUUACUUCAACAAGGGAUGGGGGCUUGGGCCAUUGGCAAAACUUGCUAUUCAAAUAGAUGCAUAACUUCUUUGCACAGAGUCCUGCUGCCAAAGCUGAAAUGAAGGUGUUAAGAGUUACAAGCUGUUGAUUAUUCAUUGUGUUUUUCUAUCACUGGGGGCAGAGUGUAAGGAGAAAAGGACACAGCAGACUAGCCCACAGCAGGCUCUAAAUAGUAAUUCUGCCUCCAACCCUCUAGCUUUUUUCUAUCCACAACCAGUGGGGGGGGAGCCAGUCCACCAUUGCUUCUGGCAUUGUUGGCAAAGGGUUUGUUGGUGAAGAAAUGGUGCUGUGCAAAGAGGAAGCGCUACUCCCUCAAAUAUUUUAUUAUUAAGUUUUGGUUUCCUCAAAGAACAAAAACACUUCCUGCUUCCAGCACAAAGCUACACUGGUUGUGCAUAAAGUGCCAGUCUGGCUAAAGCUACAGUACGGCGAGUUGGUUUGGUGCCUGUAUCGCAGUCAGGGGGAGGGUGGUGGCAGCGGCAGCUUUGGGUCCUGUUUCUGGGAAAUGUUUCUGCUUAUGUAAAGCC